AUGGACCAAAACGCAACCAAUUCAACUGAAGGACCUUGUGGCUUGUCUGAAAUGCCAGCUCGUCCAUUCUUCCUAUGUUUAUACACAUUGAUUUUUCUGGCAAGCCUGGUGCUCAACAGCAUUACAAUAUAUGUGUACUUUUGCAAAGCUACAAAUCAAUCCAGCAUCACAAUAUAUCUGAAGAAUCUGGCUAUAGCCGACUUGUUUGUGUGCCUGUGUUUGAUAUUACGCAUCGCUAAAUAUGCUAGAACUUCAAUGGAACUUCAGCGUAUCUACUGUAACUUUGGCGCUCCAGCUUCCUACCUCAACAUGUACUCCAGUAUUCUCUUCAUGGGCUACAUCGCUGCAAACAGGUACAUGAAGAUCGCACGGCCACUGGAGACUCACAUGCUGCAAACAGUCCGCUCCACACGCUACAUCUGCAUCAUGACCUGGGUCGUCCUGCUGUGCUCAAAUUGUGCCUACAUUGCUGCUUUUGUCAGCGCUGAUAAACAAACCUCUGCCCACAGUGGUUUCGACUGUGACAGCUUUCAUAACAGCUUACUCAAACAGAUCUACUUGGCCUUGCAGAUCAUUUGCUUUCCAUUGUUUUUGUGUGUGCUGGUAUCCCUGAUUCUGUUCUACUGGUUGAACGUACAGAAGCUUCGUCAAGCUCAGCGCACAAUGCCGGAUCAGCCUGGCAACGCUAAGCUCAGCAAGUCAAAGCGUAACAUGCAAGUUCUGAUGGUGGUUUUCUGCGUGUGCUUUGUACCGUAUCAUCUGGUGAGACUGCCGUACGUGUUCAUCAAACCCCUGCUGCAAGACUGCACAGCAAAGCAGGUUUUCUACAUCCUGAAGGAGCUCACUGUCCUGCUCACAGUACUGAACGCCUGCUUGGAUCCACUUAUUUACUUUGUCUUUUGCAAGACCUUCAGAGCACAGCUUAACCUUCAAAGAUUUUGCAAAUCCAAAUGA
This is a messenger RNA of Sinocyclocheilus grahami, 954 nucleotides long. RefSeq names its product G-protein coupled receptor 87-like. NCBI's taxonomy places the organism in Eukaryota, Metazoa, Chordata, Actinopteri, Cypriniformes, Cyprinidae. Gene Ontology annotation, cellular component: membrane. The transcript is spliced from 2 exons. Bases 1 to 954 code for a protein of 317 amino acids. Gene Ontology annotation, molecular function: G protein-coupled purinergic nucleotide receptor activity. Gene Ontology annotation, biological process: G protein-coupled receptor signaling pathway. The record is from RefSeq and is a predicted model, not a curated record.